Molecule: messenger RNA, 1590 nt
Organism: Nicotiana tabacum (common tobacco)
Lineage: Eukaryota; Viridiplantae; Streptophyta; Magnoliopsida; Solanales; Solanaceae
Source: RefSeq, a predicted model, not a curated record
AUGUGGGACAAACUGGAGGUUACUUACGAAGGAACCAACAAAGUGAAAGAAACUAGGAUAAAUCUUCUGGUUUGGGACUACGAGUUAUUCCAAAUGAAGGAUGGAGAAUCAGUGGAAGACAUGUUCUCCAGAUUUAGCAAAAUUCUUGGAGAUCUGAAAUAUUUUGGUAAACCUAUCAAGAGUGGUGAACAUGUUAGAAAGAUUCUCAGGAGCUUACCCGCCAUUUGGCAGCCAAAAGUUAUCGCCUUGGAAUGUCAAGAUCUAGACAAAAUUUCCUACGAUGAACUCAGAGGUGAUCUAAUUGCUUUUGAGAAAAAUCACUUGGAUAGAAAAAUUCAAGAGAAGAAGAAAAUUGUUGCUUUUAAGGCAACUGUGGUUGAACCAGAAAAUGAAGAGGAAGAAGAAGGAGGAGAACAAGACGAAAACAUUGCCAUGCUCUCUCAAGUUGUAACAAGCAUGAUGAGGAAAAACAGGAAUAGCAGAAGAGAGAAGCCUAACUUCAGGAAAGGAAGGAUAAGAAAUGAAGCUAAUAAAAAUGAUGGAAGGUGCUACAAAUGUGGAAAGUUUGGUCACAUUCAAGCUGAUUGUCCUGAACUAAAAAAUAAACUCGGCACAAACAUGCAAAAGAAGAAAUCCUUCGGAGCAUGGAGUGAUGAAGAAGAGUCUGAUCAUGAGGAAAUUGCUAACAUAUAUUUCAUGGCUAUGAAUGAAAAUGAAUAUUCAGGAGAACUUGGACUAAUGGCAGACAACAAUGAUGAGGAAGACGACUCAAGAGAACUUGGUCUCAUGGCGGACAAAGGAACUAAUAUAGAAAGAGUCGUGAAUGAACUUAGAAGAAUCAAGAGAGAAAAGAAAGACUGGGCCUUGAAACUAGAAGUAUGUGAGAUUGAGCGUGAUAUCCUACAAGAUGAAGUAAAUGAACUUCAACUUCAAUUGAAUGGAUUGCAAAAAUCCACGAGUCACAGCUCAGUCAAAUCAAAUCAGACUGUUCAUCACAAACAGAAAAUUCCUGCCUAUUCCUUUUGUGGUAAAAACGGCCAUAGUACUAACCAAUGCAUGAACAAAAUUAGAGCAGAAAGAGGCUCUGUCACCAAACUAGAUGGAGGAACAAUUACUUUUGGAGACAAAUCCGAAGGAAAUGUAAUUGGUGUUGGAAAAGUUUCUCUAAGCUCAACAUGUGAUAUAGAUGAAGUCUACAUGGUUGAUGAACUUGGCUAUAAUCUUCUCAGCAUUAGUCAACUAUGUGACAACGACUAUGAGGUUCAUUUUAAGAAACAUGGUUGGUUUAGAGAAUAUGAAUUAGGUAAAAUCAUUCUUUCAGGUAACAGAGACAGAAAUGUCUAUACUAUCAGUAACUUAGAAAAUCUUGGGGAUCAAAUUUGUCUUACUUCCAUGAUUGAUGAUCCCUGGGUUUGGCAUAGAAAACUUGGUCAUGCCAGCAUGUUCAACGAGAAAAAGGAUACUACAUCUCUACUAUCAGGAGUGAUCAUGGAGGAGAAUUUAAAAGCAGAGCUUCUGAAAAUUUUUGCAACAAUCAAGGAAUCUCUCACAACUUCUCUUCACCAAGAUCACCGCAGCAAAAUGGAGUAG